GCCGGGCGGCCGGGCGGACGGUGAGUCCGUGUUCCGCUGGCGCACAGCUGGGCCGAGGCGCGGCGGGCGGGGGCCGCCGCAAGUUUUGCUGUGCGAGCGGGGCGGGCGCGCCCGGCCCCGCCAGGGCCUAAGUUCCCUGCACUCGCUUCCUCGCCUGUCGCCGCCGCCGCCGCCCGCAGCCCUCCUUCUCGUGGGCGCUGGGGAAGAAACUCGUCGGCGGGUCUAACUGUGGCGUCCCAGGGCGGUGGAGGGACGGAGCAGCUUCGGGGGCACGUCCUCGUAAAUCCCGUGGAGGACACUGACCCUGCACCCCACCCUCGAGGCCAGAAGUCGGUUCCCUUUGGGGAUCCGAGGGGCGAGAGCGCUCGCCCCGCUGACUUGCAAAGUUGGCGUCUUUACUUGGCCUCCGGGAUUCUGCGCAUGGCGUGUCUCCAGGCUGCUGAUGGGCAAGACAGAUGUGCCAGGUCCAGAAUGCACUUGAGAAGAGUUUGUAGCCAUUCCUGAAUCACCUUAUGACUAGUGGGGCAAGCCUCAAAUUAACCUCAGGAUUUCCGGUGGCGACAGACAAAGUUGCAGAAAAGCUGAGCUCUACUCUCUCAUGGGUGAAGAACACAGUAUCGCAUACAGUCAGUCAGAUGGCCAGUCAGGUGGCAAGUCCAUCUGCUUCAUUACAUACCACAUCCUCAUCUACCACACUAUCAACACCAGCCCUUUCACCAUCUUCCCCAUCACAGUUGAGUCCAGACGACUUAGAACUCCUGGCUAAACUGGAAGAACAGAAUAGAUUGUUAGAAACGGAUAGUAAGUCUUUAAGAUCUGUAAAUGGGUCAAGAAGAAACAGUGGCUCUUCUCUUGUGUCAAGUUCAUCAGCCUCUAGCAACCUCAGUCACCUUGAAGAAGAUUCUUGGAUUCUUUGGGGAAGAAUUGUUAAUGAAUGGGAAGAUGUACGCAAAAAGAAGGAAAAGCAAGUUAAGGAACUUGUUCAUAAAGGGAUACCCCAUCACUUUAGAGCAAUAGUUUGGCAACUUUUAUGCAGUGCACAAAGUAUGCCAAUUAAGGAUCAGUAUUCAGAACUCCUGAAAAUGACCUCGCCUUGUGAAAAAUUGAUCCGAAGGGACAUUGCUAGAACUUACCCUGAACACAACUUUUUUAAGGAAAAAGAUAGCCUUGGACAGGAGGUUUUAUUUAAUGUAAUGAAGGCUUACUCUUUAGUAGAUCGUGAGGUUGGUUACUGUCAAGGAAGUGCUUUUAUAGUUGGAUUGUUGCUUAUGCAGAUGCCAGAAGAAGAAGCUUUCUGUGUAUUUGUUAAAUUAAUGCAAGAUUAUAGACUUCGUGAACUUUUUAAACCAAGUAUGGCAGAAUUGGGCCUUUGUAUGUACCAGUUUGAAUGUAUGAUACAGGAGCAUCUUCCAGAGCUCUUUGUACAUUUUCAAUCUCAGAGUUUUCAUACCUCAAUGUAUGCAUCAUCCUGGUUUCUGACUAUCUUUCUUACAACUUUUCCACUACCAAUUGCAACAAGGAUAUUUGAUAUCUUUAUGUCUGAGGGUUUAGAAAUAGUGUUUCGUGUAGGAUUAGCACUUCUUCAGAUGAAUCAGGCAGAACUGAUGCAACUUGACAUGGAAGGGAUGUUACAGCACUUUCAAAAGGUCAUUCCACAUCAGUUUGAUGGUGUCCCAGACAAGCUAAUCCAAGCAGCUUACCAAGUCAAAUACAAUUCAAAAAAAAUGAAAAAGCUUGAAAAGGAAUACACUACAAUAAAAACGAAAGAAAUGGAAGAGCAAGUUGAAAUUAAAAGGUUACGCACAGAAAAUAGACUUUUAAAACAGCGCAUUGAGACAUUAGAAAAAGAAAGUGCUUCCUUGGCAGAUAGAUUGAUACAGGGACAAGUGACAAGAGCCCAGGAGGCUGAGGAAAACUACCUCAUAAAACGGGAGUUGGCCACCAUCAAACAGCAGAGUGAUGAGGCCAGUGCUAAGCUGGAGCAAGCUGAAAAUACCAUCAGGAAGCUCCAGCACCAACAACAAUGGCAUAAAUGCAGUUCCAACUACAACGAAGAUUUUGUGCUACAGCUAGAGAAGGAAUUGGUGCAAGCCCGACUGAGUGAAGCUGAGUCUCAGUGUGCAUUAAAAGAGAUGCAGGAUAAAGUCUUGGAUAUAGAGAAGAGGAAUAACUCCCUUCCUGAUGAGAAUAAUAUUGCAAGGCUUCAGGAAGAACUCAUUGCUGUGAAACUUAGAGAAGCAGAAGCCAUUAUGGGUUUGAAAGAACUUAGACAGCAAGUCAAGGAUUUAGAGGAACACUGGCAGCGCCACUUAGCUCGUACUACUGGGAGAUGGAAAGACCCACCCAAGAAAAAUGCUAUGAAUGAGUUACAAGAUGAACUGAUGACCAUUCGACUUAGAGAAGCUGAAACACAAGCAGAAAUAAGAGAAAUAAAACAAAGGAUGAUGGAAAUGGAAACACAGAACCAGAUCAAUAGUAACCAUCUUCGAAGAGCAGAACAAGAGGUGAUUAGCCUACAGGAGAAAGUGCAGUAUCUUUCUGCACAGAACAAAGGACUCCUUACUCAAUUAAGUGAAGCAAAGCGUAAACAAGCAGAGAUUGAAUGCAAGAAUAAGGAAGAAGUGAUGGCUGUGAGGCUUCGGGAAGCAGAUAGCAUAGCUGCUGUGGCUGAACUACGACAACACAUUGCUGAGCUUGAAAUCCAGAAAGAAGAAGGAAAGCUUCAAGGACAGCUUAACAAGUCUGAUUCUAACCAGUAUAUUAGGGAACUGAAAGAUCAGAUAGCAGAGCUGAAUCAUGAGGGGGAGUUGGGGAGAGAAGGCAGAAAUGUUAUACCGGACUGGCACUCCCCCCAUGCAGAAGGAAACCUCAUGAGUGGGAAGCAGCAUUCCUCUCCCACACUCAGGUGCCUAAAAGGCCAGAGGGGCUUCUCAGGCCAACCUCCUUUUGAUGGAAUCCACAUUGUCAACCAUUUAAUAGGAGAUGAUGAAUCAUUCCAUUCCUCUGAUGAAGAUUUUAUAGAUAAUUCCUUACAGGAAACUGGUGUUGGUUUUCCUUUGCACGGAAAAUCUGGCUCGAUGUCUUUGAACCCCGCAGUGGCAGAUGGUAGUGAGAGCGAAACAGAAGACAGUGUGCUGGAGACCAGAGAGAGCAACCAAGUGGUUCAAAAGGAGCGGCCCCCGAGAAGAAGAGAGUCGUAUUCAACCACUGUCUGACCAUCACUGUGACCUAGACUAUGGAUUUAUUUAAGGGAUCAGUUAUCAUAUGAUUAGGGCUUUUUGGAAAUAAUUUGUUUCAUAUGUACAUAUAUAUAUAUAUAUAUAUAUAUAUUUUACAGUCUUAUCUGCCUUUUUAUCUUUGCCAAAUCUUUACCACUGAUUUACCAUUGCCAUAAAGUAGACUGGUAUAUGGUUAAUGUGUAAAACAAGGUUCUAACAGUAUUACUGAAUAUUAAUGUUUCUUGUUUAGAAAAUGCAACUAUAUCUAUAUGUGGGAACCAUUCUGAAGUUCAAAACUAUGGAAAAUUGAAUUUUCUUCAGACAAAACUGCUCUUGUGCAAUAUUUUAUGCUCAGUGAGCAAAUUGUGUAUUUAUGUUUAUCAAUUUGUUCUCAAGGUGGCUGUCUACAGACAUUUGACCAAGACAUACAUCUGAUUUACCUUGUGUUAUGUUUUUUUUAUUGUUGUUUUUUUUUUUUAAGACAGAGAUUCAGUCUGUCACCCAGGCUGGAGUGCUGUGGUGUGAUCUUAGCUCACUGCAACCUCCGCCUCCCAGGUUCAAGCAAUUUUCCUGCCUCAACCUCCCGAGUACCUGGGACUAUAUGUGCGCACCACCACACCUGGCUAAUUUUUUGUAUUUUUAGUAGAGAUGGGGUUUCACCGUGUUGGCUGGGCUGGUCUCGAACUCCUAACCUCAAGUGAUCCACCCGCCUCAGCCUCCCAAAGUGCUGGGAUUACAGGUGUGAGCCACUGCACCCAGCCUACCUUGUCUGUUUGUGUCUGGGAGGUUUUUUUAUUUUUAUUUUUAUUUUUUCAUGAAAAUUAUUGGUGGGCCACUGAAAGUCCCCACACACAAAGCCUUUAUUCUAUAUAAUUUCAUAAACACAAAUUCAUGAUUAUCUGUUUUGAGAGUUUUAAGUUUUGUUUUAAUGUUUAACUUUUAUGUGCAUAUGAUGCUUCCAUGUGUUGGUUACUAGAGUAGUAGGUUAACUACAGACAUACUGUUUUGUUUGUACAUAUUUAUAAAUCUGUACCACCUAACAUUGAACAUCAUUUUAUAUGAAGAACAUACAUGUUGCUAAAUGACUGCUUUCAGCAUCUAACAGGACUUCUGUAAAUAAUAGGUUAAAAGUUAAAAAUAAAACACUAAUGUUUUAAGAGCUUUAGUAUUUUGCUUAGCAUUCAAUACUAGCAGAUUCAUAACUGAUGCCUGUUCAAAAACACUGUUGGUGGAAUCUUUUAUUUCAUGUGUAUGUAACUACUAAAUUUUUCAUGACUGAAGAGGUUAUAACACAUAUUAGUUAGUGCUAAUAUUCUACUGAAUAUAAUUUAAGCAAUGGGCUAAGGUCCAAGAAACAUAGCAAUUAUAUCUACAAAUAAUCUAUUAACAUGAUCUUCAGAAUCUCUAGUUUUUGUUCUAUAGGUAAAGCCAUAAGAAUCCUUUCCUACCAGUUUUUCCUAUAUCAUUUAGAUAUUAUUUCCUAGAAAACAGGAUGUCUGUCACUGAUAAGUUAGAGAAAACACCCAAAUUAUACUUGCACUAUGGAAAGACGACAUGAAUAUGUUGACUGGGUACUUUCUACUCUCAUUUUUGUUAGCCUAUGAAAAAAAAAACAUUUUGUUAACCUAUGGAAAAAGGCUUGGAAGAGAAAAGUAGAAUUCAGUAUGUAUGGAGGCACAGUUUUGCACAGUAUGUUGCAUGCGGCAAAAAAAAUUAUGAAAUAGUAGAAGAGAUAAAAGUAGUUUUCUGUCAAAAACUAGGAGUUAAGCCUUCAGGUACAUUGUGGACUAGGCUUUCCAGCAAGGUUUUUGUAGCUAUUUGCUUGCCUGAGAAAUGAAAUUGAGAACAUACCCCUGCAUGUCUGUCCUUAACACCAGGCUAAAUUCUGGUGGUUAAAUAACUUAUCUGUGGUUACAAGCUAGUAAGUAGCAGAGCCAAGAUUUUUUUUAAUAUAGAGACAGGUGUCUCACUGUGUUGUCCAGGCUGGUCUUGAACUCCUGGCCUCAAGUGGUCCUCCUGCCUCAGCCUCCCAAAGUGUGGGGAUUACAGGUGCGAGCUACUGCUCCCAGCAAGAGCCAAGAUUUUAACCUAGAUCUCCCUAACACCAAAGCUUUUGAAAGGGUUUAGCUGAAGAAUUUCUCAAUUCUCUGUUUUGUUUUGUUUUUAUUUUUGUUUUUUGAGAUGAAGUCUCACUCUGUAACCCAGGCUGGAGUGCAGUGGUACGAUCUUGGCUCACUGCAACCUCCACCUCCCGGGUUCAAGCGAUUCUCCUGCCUCAGCUCCCAAGUAGCUGGGACUACAGGUGCACGCCACCACAACUGGCUAAUUUUUGUAUUUUUAGUAGAGAUGGGGUUUCGCUAUGUUGGCCAGGCUGAUCUCAAACUUCUGACCUCAGGUGAUCCACCCGCUUUGACCUCCCAAAGUGCUGGGAUUACUAGACGUAAGCCACCACACCUGGCAAUUCCCUGCUUUUUUGACAACGUAAUUUAAAUGAAUUUGAUUUAAAUGUUUCCUGAAUAUAUAUACAGAUAGAUAGAUGAGUAUCAACACUUACAAGCUCUACACAGUCUGUGAGUGUAGAUACUACUUACUCGUAGGAUUGUCUUGUGCUUUGGGGAUUUUUGUUCGGAGUUCUAUACUAUCAGCCCAGAAAGCUAUCAAUGUCCAAGUGAAGUGAGAUGUUGCAUGGCCACAUUAUUGCUUUGACCCUCACAUUAAGAAAUCUGAAUGAUCUGGACCAGGGGUCAGCAAAGUGCAGCCUACAAGCUAUUGCAGUCAGCUGCCAGUUUUUACUUUUUUAAAUAGUUGGGGAAAAAAUUCCAAAGACUGAUAUUUUGUGUCACAUGAAAAUUAUAUGAAAUUCAAAUUGCAGUGUCCAUAAGUAAAGUUUUAUUGGGGCACACCCAUGCUCACCCUUUUAAAUAUUGUGUAUGGCUGCUUUGUGCUACAGUAGCAGAGUUGAGUCAUUGCAAGGGAGACCGUAUGGCCCAGGUAGCCUAAAAUAUUUAUCUGAUCCUUUACAGAAAAAGUUUGCUAACCCUUGAUAACAAAUACUCUAAAAUGCAGGUUUUUCUUCCUCAGUUUAGCUCAGUGGUAGGUCAAAUUGUUUGCUUUUGCUAUUAAGCUUAUGAUUUGGAAACGUAAAAUUUCAUGGUGGAUCUUAUACUCAGAACUAUUCAAAAGGGAAAACAUGCCAGCCAUUUUAUAUGAUGAAGUCUCUUAUUCCAUAGAGAACUGUAGAAAGAUAUCUGUAUCUUUGGAGAAGGAGAAAGAAAGGAAAGAACUCCAGAAUCCCAUCACUGUUCUUUAAAGCAUGCAUCACAGACCUUUAAGGGUAUGCUUUAUUGAGUAAAGGUUAUAGUUUGACUUUAAGAAAUUUUCUAGAAUCAUGUUUGAAUUCUAAACGUUGAUAUUCUUAAGUACCAUUUCUGAUUAGGAAUUAGGUGUUAAAAGAAUCAUGGUAAGGAAACCUUAAUCCGUUGAAACUCUUGUAAUUUGGACAACAAAACACUAGAAAUAACACUCUUUUCUUUGAAGAUCUGAUUCAAAUACACCUUAGAAGAGUUUAAAAUCUCCCAGGCCUUUAGGAUGCAAUAGGAUAUUAUGCCCUGGUUUGACUCCUUUUCAUUCAAAUUAAUGUAAGUAUGUUGUUCAAGACUUUGAAGCAUUGAACAAUGUUCCCUUGAUGAAUUUUAUUUAAUUACUGACAUUUUGUGAUAUUUGAAUGUUAUUAAGUUAAACACUUAGAGCUGAGUAUAUUCAGGGGAGAAAAGUGAAUGAAAUGACUCAUAAUAAGAAAGGUUGGUCCCUUGGGACAGUUACCUUCCUGGUGUCAUUGCCAUCCUGGGUUGACAAGCUGAGAGUAGAGGAUACAAGUGAUGUGAAUAAAAUGGAAAUUGCAUUGAGUUAAUGAAACAGACACUUUUAGAUCAAGAAAACACUUCAACAGCCUUUUUAGAAAUUGGCACACUCCUAUAGUCCCACCUACACAAGAGGCUGAGGCAGGAGGAUCACUAGAGUACAGGAGUUUGGGGCUGUAGUGUGUAAUGAUCACACCUGUGAAAGAAUAACCACUGCACUCCAACCUGGGCAACAUGGCAAGACCCUGUCUCUUUAAAAAAAAAAAAUUCUUCCUGGGAAAAGAAGUCAAAGAUGUAACUUUACACAAUUUCUACCCCCACCGUCUUUUUUGUUUGUUUGUUUGUUUGUUUUUUGGCUAGAUACUAAGUAUUCAGUGUUUGCUGAGAUGUCAGGUUUCUACUAAUCAGCCAGUUAUUUGGGAAGGAGAAAAACUUUUUCUCAACUCUGAACAUGAUGCAGCUUGUUAACUCUCCAGAUAGUGCCUUUGAUUGAAAAUAAGGUCUACGCCUUUUUAAGUAUAUUAUUUCUGACAUCGUAAGAAAUAAUUUAGUUCCUUAUUCUCAUUUAUCUUUUAUAUAAUGCACUGUAAUAUUCAGGUUUAAAGUAAAAUAAGUAUAUGAAUUAUAUUUUGGUAAAACUGUUUCAUGACCAGCUUGAUUAAUGUAUAUUAACAUACCAGACAUUGACAGUGAACAUUUCAUGAAAUCAGUUAUUUACUUACUAAAACAAUGAGUUUUAGCUUGAAAGUUACUGCUGCUCUAUUAUUAACAAAACUAAGUUUUAAAAAUUAAUUUUAAUUCUACUGAAGUUUAAUUUCUGGUUAAAGGUAUAGUGGAUGCUAUUUAUGAUCCAAGUUUUUACAUCACAUCCAUUGAUCUGCCUAUCCCUUCUUUUUACUCCAAAGAGGAGAUGAUAGAAUAAUACAUUCAGUAUACUACCAAGAAGCAAAGUUAUAAUGUGUUUCAUUUUACUAUUGGAAUUUUUUAUUGUAACAUUGUAUAAUAACCUGAAAUGUUUACUUGUGCCUUUUCUUUAAACAAUUAAAGUUUUCCAUUUUAUAAGAA
Gorilla gorilla gorilla (western lowland gorilla) is the source of this 8143-nucleotide messenger RNA. RefSeq names its product ecotropic viral integration site 5 (gene EVI5). The record is from RefSeq and is a predicted model, not a curated record. Gene Ontology annotation, molecular function: small GTPase binding; GTPase activator activity. Lineage: Eukaryota; Metazoa; Chordata; Mammalia; Primates; Hominidae. Bases 513 to 3215 code for a protein of 900 amino acids. Gene Ontology annotation, biological process: regulation of GTPase activity. The transcript is spliced from 21 exons.